AUGAGUUGGGAGGUUCUUGAUCAGAGGCCGGUGAUGCGGCUGUUGCAUGGUCUCUCCGAUCUCCUGGCGGAAAUGCCGAAGGAAGGCAAGGGCGUCAGCACAGCGCAGACGAAAGCACAUAGUGGCGCGAACGACCCGGACGAUCUGCCUCUGGUCAUCUCCUGCUCGGUGUCCUCCACUUCCACCGCAGGGCAAUGGGUUUUCAAAGCUUCGGCCUCUGGCGAAGACUGCGCAGCCUUCGUCAGGAAAACCGUGGCAGAGGCCACAGGCAGUCGUCAGAGGCACAUGUGUUCGAGCGACCAAAAGCCCGUGCGUUCCAUGGCUAACGACGAAGCUGCAGAUCCGUGGUCUGUGGCUGACCCUUGGGGCGGCAGCAGCGCACCUGUGGUGGACGCCGCUGCUGAGACCGAUCACGCACCAACUGCGCAGCAACCUCCUGUCAAUGAUGAGCAGUCCUGGGAUGUCCAAGGAAGCAGGGAGCCGGACGCCACAGAGGCGACCCGGCCUUGGACGCGGGAGGACUGGGAUUCCUGGCAGUCUCGCUGGGACAAUUGGGGCUCCCAAGAUGGGGGCAGCGACACAUCGAGCUGGUCGUGGUCCACGUGGAACUCUGGAAGCUGGGGCGGAAGGGAUUCCACGUGGCGAGAUAACGGCGAUUGGGGCCACUGGCGACGAUGGCCAUCCGGGCACAGCGCUACUACCGGGACUACAGGUACCUCCGGGGGUCCGCCGGCUACAUGGACCGGCACAUCUUCGAGUACCUGGGAGAGGUUCGGGGAUCCAUCAACGACCUGGUCGGCCGGAAGACCUACGGCGGGAUCGUGGGACGGAUGGCAGUCGGGAUGGGACUCUGCGCGUCAUCAGGGCGCAAGCACCCCGGCUCCUGCGACCUACAAGCCGGACUACCCUGCCUACAAUGGGAGCAAAGGGCCAUCUGAGCGGCUCAUAGUGCCGACAUUCACCGGGGAGUCGGAAGGCAAUGGUGACCUUGGUACGUCGGCAAGGAGCUACCUGAGGCAAGUCAGCGCUUGGGAGAAGAUGACCAAACUAGCCCCUGAUGAACGGGCCCUGGUGCUCUACCAGCACUUGUCUGGAUCUGCAUGGGUCAACUCUGAAUCCCUGAACGUUGAGGAGCUGGCCCGUCCUGAUGGAGUCGAUCGCCUUCGAGAAUGGAUCCGCCAGCACUACCUGGAUGUCGAGGUGACUCAGGUUGGCCGCUCUUUGAGCGAUCUGUUCAGGAAGCUACGCCGGCGACCCCAGCAAAGUUUUAGGGAUUAUGCUGCUGAGUUUAAUAGGCUUUUGGCUCGGGUUCUGGAGUGCGGUUGUGCUUUACCAGACGUAGCCAAUGCCUGGCUGUUCGUGGACCGGGCGAACUUGGACGAGUCCACCGAGGUGAGCCUUCUCGCGAGCGUCGGCAACAAGUACGCCCUGAAGGCUCUGCAGUCUGCCGCCAUUGUUUUGGACCGCUCCAUGCGAAAGCCCUGGGAGAAGACUGGAUUCAAGCCGAGAACUCAAAGCGUCAACCAGACAGAGGAUGUUGAGAUGAACUCCGACUCCGAGGUCGAAGAGCCGCUCCUCGACGAUCCGGCGGGCCACUCUGAGGAGCUCUACCUCUCCAAAAUGACGGCUAAGGCUCGCUACAAGGAGGUCGCCAAGGCUAGGGGCAUCGACUACAAGGGGACGGAGAAGGAUGCUGAUGCCAGUGCCAUCAGGAAAGCUGCCGAGGCGAAGAUCCAGCUCGCCAAAUCGAAGUCGCACUGCUCCGCUUGUGGGCAGAAGGGGCAUUGGCAUAAGGACACCAUUUGCCCAAAGCACCCGGGCGGGAAGUCUGGAACUACAGGCGGUCAGACGCAAACCAUCCACGUCACCAACGAGGUCUACGAGCUUGUGGCCGGCGUCAGCGGGGGACUCCAGGCCAUUCUGGACUCAGCCUGUUCUAAGACCGUCGUUGGAACGGCUUGGUUACAGAAGUACCUGGACUACGUCAAGGACAGCGGCUACGACGUCAUCUUUGUCUACGAGAAAGAGAGCUUCCGUUUUGGCGCUGCCAGCAGGAUCUAUGAGUCUACCUACGCGGCGGUGAUCUUGGUUCCGAUGUUCGAGCACAUCGUCGCGGUCAAGGCCGCGGUGAUCCACGGGGACAUUCCAUUAUUGAUGUCCAAGCCGGCCCUCUCUCGCCUCGGGCUCAUCCUCGACCUCGGGAACAAUGCUGCCACGUUCCGGGCGCUACAGGACGGCGAAGUCCAGUUGUGUGAGACGGCGAGUGGGCACCCGGCCAUCGUUGUAGAUCACUCCAAGCUGGCAAAGCCUGACACUUCAUGCUUCCCUGACCAUUGGGAGCCGCACGGUGUUGCAAUUGUUCGUCCCCGUGAGGUGUAUAUGACGGCUUGCAGUGGGGCUUUGGGCGAUGAUCAUGUAUGUCCUGGUGAUGAUAGCGGCGUACCAAAGAUCUUCUACGACAAGAAGUUAGAUAGUGCUGUAAAAGACAUGCUGACGGAUGAUGUGCUGAACGAGGAGUUGUUUGCUACUUGGUGGGCCAGUACUGAGAUCACUAGUCUCAAGCUGUACCUCUUGAUCCCCCUGUGUGCCAUGCUGCCGGUAUGGAAGAUGAACAAGUCGCAACUCAUGGAAGAAUGCCGCCGCCGAGGACUGGCUAUCGGGGAGAAGUGGACAUGCCCCGAGUUGCGCACGGUGAUCCUGGCGGACAAGGAGUUCGAGACGAAGAACAAAGGACAAGCGGUCCCCAAGGGGCUCUCCUCGAUGUCGCUCCAGGAGCUGAAGGACGAAGCGAUGAAGAUGGAGUUGGAGGUGCGCACCAACGACACCAAGGGGAGUCUCAUGCUCCGCAUACGCGAUGCCGGGGCACCGUCGGACACUGUGAUGACGAUCGGACGGUUUCGCGGGACGACGUUUGCUCAGAUCCCCGAGAACUACGGCGACUGGGCCUCGGAAGAGGAACGACGAAACGGGGACAACAUGCACAACGACCUCAAGAGGUUUGUGCAGUGGCGUCGCCAUCGGCGGAGCCGGGCAAAGGGAUCGGCGAGUUCAGUGGUGGAGCCUACGGCGCCGAGCUACCUGGACGUGGAGACCUACGCGAUGGUGACCCCGCCCCCGGACUCGACUGGCGAGGUCCUCACGGCGCGCCAUUGUGCCCGCGGCAACGCUCAGGAUCACCCCGGAGAAGCCCUUGCCCGAGCCGCUCUGGAGGCUGGGGAUUUCUCGUUCGACACCGCGACCAAGAUCCUCCAGGAGUACAACUUGAAGCCUUCCAAUCACCGUCGUGAUCAACUUCAUGGAGAUCCCGAUGUAGGCGGACGCUGUAACCUUGGGUACUACGCCUAUGGGACCUUCAAAGGGAUCAGCCGAAAGACGACUACGUGGCCCAUGCUGACUCGUUUCCUGAAUGGUCUGCUUGCUGAGUGUUCUGGACCCGCCGGACCAGACCAACCAAGGGCCAUCUGGACUUCCUUAGCUCUCCUCGGGAACUGCCCCACUGCCGUGCACACCGACAAGAACAACUUGAAGGGCAGCCAGCAGCGGCAAUGGGGGAGGCCUUUGGAUCCAAGAGCCCGGUGGCGGCACCUGGCCACAAAGCAGGAGAAGAAGAUCCUCCACGACCUCGGCUUCCCGGCGCCCACCAAGGCGGAGCUCCGAGACAUCAGGAAACGUGAUCUACUACCUCCUGGAGAAGAGAACAACCCCAAGGACGAAGGCCACGCUUCGCCUUCUUCCAAGCCUAUCCGGAGCCAAAGGAAGAAUUUGAGACGGGCGGCAAUGAUGCUUUCGGUCCUCUUCACGACCGCCCUAUCCACCAUGCACGGUGCGGCCCAAGCUGUCUUACCCUUCCGAAGCACUCCGGAGACAGCGCUCUUGGAGGUGGGCGGACUCUCUGCCACUUGUCGCCUCGCUGAGUAUGGGGUGUGCGACCAACACCUUCUUGAACCCCUGCUCACCGAGGACGUGCUCUACAACGACCACCCGCAGGAACUUGGCAUCGGCUACAUUGAGGCGAUGAGUAUGCGGCACCAGCCAGGGCAACUCUGGAUCCACAUGCGGCCCGAAUGGGGACAGACCAACGUCUACAACGACCUCGUCGAGGCCGUGAGCUACCAACUCGGAGAGGGACGGGCUGUGGUUUUCGAAAAGGAGGUCGAGGACCCUACUUUAUGGGACGGUUUGACCAACGGCUGGGAGGAUGCGGGCUACGAGGUUUCCUACGACUUCACCGAGGACGGCCACCAGUACCUGCGCGUGAUUCAGGCGGCACCGGAGAACUACGCGCACACCGUGUACCUCGGCGAGAAUGAGACCGACGAGGAACUGCUGCCUGUGAGCCUUGACCCGGAGGGCCAGGAGGACACCGCACCGAUUCCCAGGGGAGCACAAGCUAUAUCGUUUCCCCCAAGUGUUUCAGAGACCAUCGCCUCAAGCUUACGACGGCUCCACCAGAACCUCGGGCAUCCCAGCACCACCGACUUUGUGCGGCAUCUACGACUCGCUGGGGCCUCCCGGGACGUGCUUAAGGCAGCUCGUUCUCUCGAGUGCCAGGUCUGUGCAAGGACCAAGCAUCCGGCUAUUCCAAAACCGGCCAAGAUCGCCCCAUGCUACCGCUGCAAUGAGAUGGUCGGGACCGAUUUGUUCUAUGUUCACGACAGCGAAGGCCGGCGUCACCAGCUGCUCUCCAUUGUCGACUUCUCCUCUGCGUACCAGGUCGUUGUGCCCGUCGCAAAGAAGGACACAGCGACGCUUGAGAAAGCGUUUUGUGCUAGCUGGAUCCAGGUGUUCGGGGCGCCUUCUGUCGUCGCUGUCGAUUUGGAGAACGGGUUGGAGAAGUCUUUGGCCCGCAUAGGCGAUUGGACCGGCACCAAGAUCCGCAGCGCCGCCGGACAGGCGCAUCAUCAGGCCGGCUUUGUUGAACGCCAGGGCGCCGUCUGGAAAGCAGUAUUCAGCCGGAUCUGUGAGGAGUGCUCGGUAUGCCAAGCUGACUUCCACCUUGCAGUCGGCGCUGUUUCCACGGCAAAGAACCAGCUGACGCGCAUCAGUGGUUUUAGCCCAAGCCAGCAUGUUUUCGGCUCGGCACCCGGCCUACCUGAAGACCUACUGGAAGGACCCCAUGCUGGAGAUCCCGAAGAUGCCAUCAUCGUUGACGACAAGCACGCCCGCGAGGUUGCCCUCAGGACUGCUGCGCGUUCUGCCUACUUCCACGUCCAGACCGACGAACGAGUUCGCCGUGCUCUUGCUGGCCGUGCUCGUGUCGAGGAUCGAGUUCCUGAAUGCGGGGAGCGGGUCUUCUACUACAGGAAGACCAAGAACAACAAGAAGGGGUGCUGGAUCGGCCCUGGUACCGUGAUCGGAAGGGAUGGCUACAACCUCUGGGUCACCCGCGCUGGCAGGUGCGUCCUUUGCGCUCCCGAACAUGUUCGAUUGGCGACUGCUGAAGAACUUGGCCAAGCCUUCAGUAUGCGGGUCGCCCAAGAGGACUUGGACAGGCUGCUGAAUGCUGACUCGGACGCCCCCGGAGUGUUCGAUGGAGACGAUGGCGGCGAGGACGAAGAGAUGGUCAACAUCGAGGCGGGCGGCAUCGGGGAGGUUGCGUUUGACAUGGAGGAGGAGCCCGAGGAGAGACGCGGACUACGACGAGAUCUGGUCCGCGUACCCCCUCGUGUCCUGAAGAGGCAACGACGCAAGGGCCGCGGCGAGGAGGCGCUAGCCGACGAUGGGGUGAACGCGGUCCACAUGAUCAAGAAGGCCAAGACCCCACGUUCCAGAGAGAAACAGUUGGAGAAGGAGAUGCCAUGGAACAUGAUCCCGGACUUCAUGCGCCCGGCCUUCCGUGAGAAAGAGAUGGUCCAGUGGAAUGAGCAUGUGGACACCGGGGCGCUAGAGGUGCUAAGUGUUCAAGAAAGUGAAGAAGUCCGGAGAACAGAACACCCAAGCCGGAUACUCACUUCGCGGUUCGCCUACCGCGACAAACACCUCGGCCGUCGCCGUGCCAACCCAGACACGCCGUGGAAGCCAAAAUCCAGGCUGGUAGUCGGAGGACAUCAAGAUCCUGACGUCGGCAUCGCGGACAUUGCCGUUGACAGCCCAACCGUGUCACGAGCUUCCUUGAUCUCGCUUUUACAGAUAUGUGCCUCCAAGCGGUGGAAGGCUGCAGCUGGUGAUGUUCAAGCUGCGUUCCUGCAGGGAGUCGAACUGUCCCGGAGGCUAUGGGUGGCACAGCCAAAGUCUGGGAUACAAGGCCUGGACCCGCGGCAAAUCGCCCGGAUCCGGAAAGGAGUUUUUGGACUCUCAGAGAGUCCUCGGAUGUGGUACGACCGGUUGUCCAGCGUCCUGCUUGGCGAAGUCUUCGACCUUCAUGGAGUACCCCAUCGGCUCGUUCCAAGUCCGCUGGACCCCUGUGUGAUGAUGUUGCUUGAGAACGGCCAACCCGGGGAACCAAAGGGCUAUCUCGCCAUGCACGUGGACGACAUCCUCGUCCUCGCCCCCACGGAGAUCAACCGAAUGCUUCAAGGGCGGAUCAACCAGCUGUUCCCCAUUGACGGUUGGCUGGAGGACAGCUUUGAGUACGUCGGGUCAUUCAUCAAAGUCGACGAUGAUGGCGUGAGCAUCACUCAGGCUGGCUUCGCCGACGGGCGGCUGUUCUCUGUAGAUGUGCCCAGAGCUCAGAGGGGCACGGACCCAGCGACUGAAGAGCAGACGAUUGACAACCGCUCUCUUCUUGGUGCAUUGAGCUGGCUGAGCUGGCUGAGCAGCCAGAGCCGCCCAGAUCUUCUUUGCGGAGUUGCAUUGUCCCAGCAGCUCCAAAGGGCACCGCUUACAGAGGACGUCCGGUUCCCGAAGCGAGGGUCGUCGAAGGUUGCGUCGCAGCUCGGACAUCUCAUCCUACUGUCCGACCGCGGGAUCGUCAAUGGCCAUACGUGCAAGGCCAGCCUACUGGAAUGGAGGAGCCAGUCCUGCAAACGAGUUUGCAGGUCAACCUUCGGGGCCGAGACUAUGUCGGCUGUCGAAGGCUUGGAAGGGGGCCAAUACAUGCGGGCCCUACGUGGCUCUCUGCUAUGUGGGCGAUUGGUGAAGCACGAGGAGAUCCGCGGGAAGUGGCCUAUCCUCUGCUUGUCGGAUUGCAAGUCAUUACACGACCACCUCCACAAGGCUGGAACCCCUCGCCUACCCGCAGACCGUCGGCUCGCAAUAGACUUGGCUGCUCUUCGUCAAGAACUUCGUUUCGAGCGGUGGGGAAGUCGACUGCCCCUCCAGUGGAUACCGACGGCCAUGCAACUUGCAGACCCCCUCACCAAGCCGAUGCGUACAGACGUGUGGUGGAAAAACCCUGAAAGAGGGCAUCACACUUCCUCUUAA
Molecule: messenger RNA, 7362 nt
Organism: Symbiodinium sp. CCMP2592
Lineage: Eukaryota; Dinophyceae; Suessiales; Symbiodiniaceae
Source: the annotation of a GenBank genome assembly